AUGACAAAUUCCACAGAUGCUAAGAGUAACCAGAAGGCUAAGCCUAUCAAUGCAAGAAAAACUCGGCUACCAAAAGAACCACCUAGAAAAAAGGCAAAAGAGGUUUUAGAAAAAAAUAAUAGUGAUCAUAAGGUUGACAAUGGACCUAAAACAGCCGCAGAAGAUAAGGUGUCUGUUACUGUCAAAGAAGAAGAGAAUAAAAACAAUAAAAUAGGGACUGUUCCCAAAAAGAAUUCUGAGAGUCCAAAGAAGGGUUCAAAGGCUGUAUUAGAAAAAAAUAGUGAUGAGAAAAAAGUGGGUAGCAGUCCCAAGACUUCUGCAGAGGGAAAAGCUACAGUGGCAACAAAUAAAGGGCAAGCAGGUAGUUGCAAAGCUGGCAGUCCUUUGAAAAGAGAACCUAAAUGUGAUAAAGAAACAAAAGAGAGCAAGACCAAAGAGUCACUCCCGAAUAAUAAUAAUAAUAAUAAUAAUAAUAAUGGUGGGGAGAUGCCAAAGUCUAAAGGUAGAAAGGUCAGUCAGUCACCCAAAGCUGCUGAGAACCAAGACAAAGCAGUUAAGGAGGCCAAAAAGAAAGAGAGCAUCCCAGUUGGUAAAUCAGCCACAGAAGUUGAAAAACCAACUGACAUGAUUAAAGUGAUUGAGAGUAUCAAGGCUGGGGUGAUAGAGUCAAUUGCUAAGGAGGAAGAGGAGAAGAAAAAUGAAGCCAAAGACAGUAGCCAGGCAAAGACAAGUGUGCAGUGUGAGAGUUGCAAGCGCAACUUUUGCAACAAGCAAUCACUUAGCCGACAUAUGAAAAAAUGCCCGGCCAUUGUCAGUGGUGAUCCAGAAGAGGCAGGAUCCAAAAAAGGUUCCACCGAUUCUGUCCAGGCCAAAAAUAUCAAAGACAAUAAGCUUGCAUCUGUGAAAGUGGAGAACAAAUCCUGUGCUUCCGACCAAUUGAAAUCACCUUCUGUGGAAAAUUUAGGUAAGGUUGUUGAACUUGUUCGAGCUGCUGGAACUGGGGCUGCCGCUUCGGCUGUUGCAGCUGCUGCUAUGCCCACACAUCCAACCACACCAACUCCGAGCCUCCCAGAAUUGGCAUGCACUGCUGAAAUGGUCACGGAAAAAGAGACCAAUAAAGAAAAAAAUGAACAAGGUUUGGAUAGCUCUGAAGAUAUUUCGGCCAAGAGCAGCUUAAAGCAUCCAUCUUGUUUGUCAGAAGACAAUGAUAUAGUCAAAGACAAUGCUGAUAUCAGCCUUUCUGUAGAUUCCCAGAAAGAACCUGUCGUGGACUGUGAAGAUUCCAACCAGAUCCACCAGACAAACAACAAAGAAGAAAAUAAGGAUACACAAGCAGAAAAGGAGGGGACUGACGAUAUCAUAGAUGUUAAUGCUGCAGCAGCUGCUGUAGUUGCUGCUCUUGUUGCCAAAAUUGGAACCGAGAUCAGUCUGGAUUCAGCAUCCAAGCCCAAAUCCCACCUUUGCAAGCAGUGUGAUUUUCAGGCUGUGAAACACUCUCUGCUAGCGCGCCAUGUUGAGACCCAUGGCAUUUUCAUGUGCCUGAAGUGCAGCUUUAUUGGUGAAAACAAAGAGAAUUGUAGUGUUCAUAUGCGUGAAUCUCACAAGAAUAGGCGCAGCGAGAAGUUGUGUCGGCAGUGCCGCAAGUACAUCGACACGGACAUCAUCUCGAUGGAAAAGCACAAGAAAGAAUGCAGGGUGCGUAGCCUCAGCUGCAAGGAGUGUAACAAGAUGUUCCGGUACGAGUCAUCGCUCAAGGUGCACAUGGCGACGCACUUUCCGGACCUGCCGAAACGGUUCCACUGCCCAGAAUGUGGAUAUCAAUCCAAUUACAAAGCUAAUCUGCAGAAACACAUGAAGAGUAUCCAUGAGUAUCGUGAGAAGAAUGUUAAGUGUUGCAUCUGUGAGAAGAUGUUCUUCUCGGAGGACAGCAUGAAACGGCAUUUAAAGGUCCAUUCCGAUGACAGGCCAUACAAGUGUGACCUGUGCGGAAAGGCAUUUAAGACCUCGCCUGCCCUGAAGAGCCACCGGGACGUGCACGAGCCGUCGCGACCUUUUCUCUGUGAGGUAGAAGGCUGCACAAAAGAUUUCCGGACUGCACGUCUUCUCAAAAAUCACCGUGAGGAGUACCAUCAGCUUUCUCCCAAGAAGUAUCACUGCUCUCAGGAAGGAUGCACUUUUUCAUUCUUCAAGCGAAGUCAUCUGCGGCGCCAUGAGAUUACACACACAGAUGAACGGAACUUCAAGUGUGCAUGGCCAGACUGUGGCAAGGCAUUCCGGCACUCGGACAACCUUAAAGUGCAUUAUUUACAGCACACAAAUGAGAAGCCUGUUAAAUGUAACCUCUGCGAUUUCACAUGCCGCCAGAAGAGUUCACUCCACUGGCAUAAGCGGAAAAGGCACACUGAGACUCAGCCUCCAGUCGAACUGAUCGAAGUGAAAAAAGAGGUUGUGUUGCCACCACUACUGCCAGCAGCAGCCGCCACAGCAGCAGCAACAACACCACCACCACCACCAACACCUCCAACCACAGUUGCCAACUUAGAGGCAGCACUUGCAGAAAAACCAGAAGUCACAAAAAAUAAAAUCAUUGAUGAUCUGCAAAAUAAACUUCAAGCCAGUAUUGACCUCUAUGAGUUCCAAUCUGAUGAUGACAGCAUGUCCAAUGUCCUGGACUUGUUUUAUAAGAGGUCAGACCGAGGAAGUAACAAAUCUACUGGACCCAAUAGUGUAGAUACUUCCUCAAAUGAUACGUCUCUACCCGAAACAGCUUUAUCAGCUUCUAGAUGCUCCCCCCAUACACCCAUGACGGAGACUUCUCUUGAUGAGAAGCCAAUACUUCUCCCUGUAGAACCUAAUUCCAAAAAGCUGACAAAAGCUGCAACCUCAAAACCGCUGAAAUCCUUCUCUGCUGCAAUUUCUCCUACCAGUAUGACGUCAAUACUAGCUGAUGAUUGUUCACCUGUUAGUGAUGACACCUCUACUGCUGCCGUUGAUGACGUACCUGCUGACAAUUCUUCAACUGCUGUGAAAAAAAGACAAUCAAAGAAAUUAAAGAGCUCUGAGGCAGGUUCAAAAUUAACGACCCUGAAAAAGAAAAGAAAAGUUGUUGUGAAGUCAGAAUCUUUGGCUUUGUCAACUUCUUUUGAUAUCAAGUUAGAACCAAGUUCUCUGGGUGUUGCUGAUACUGGAGACAAAACAGCAAAAGCCAUUGAGACUGAUUCUGGAGAAAUGUCAACUAGUACAGCACUUGAAGAUCCUCAAAACAAAGAACUUUUGGUAAAUGUGGGUGAAGAUAGUGAUAUCCUUAACCCUAUCAACCAUGAUGAUACAAAAGGUGAGGAUGUCUCAUGUUUACCAUCAUCUCUUCCUCCCUCGCCUUCUCCAGCCACAGCCCCAAAUGUUGCAUCAUCCUUAUCACCCGUAUCUACAUUAUCUCCAGAAACCAAACCAGAGAUUUCAUGUAUAACUGAAGCUUUAAAUCCUGAACCAAAAACAACCCACAAAGAUUGCUUUACUACUACUACUACAACAACUACUACUACUACUACUGCUGUGUCUUCUCCUAUUUUCACAACCACCACCACCACAACUACUACUGGUAUGCUUGCUUCUACUAUUGCCACAACUAAUGUAACAACUGCUACCCCCACUCCUGCAUUGGGUACACAGCUGUCAGUGACAAGACAGGAGCCAUCACAGUAUAAUACUUCCCUCUCAUUCAUGGCAUCAUCCUCCUCCUCUUCCUCGACUGGCUCAACAUCUGCAUCUUCUGACUCUGCCUCCGAUUCAGAAGCUGAUGAGCCUUCUGAGUUGCUGCAGCCAGUGACAUGUCAUCCAGAAUCCUCACGACCUCCAACACCUCACAUAGCAACGGUACCCUCAUCAACACCAUCUUCAUCACCUAUACCAAUGUCUACACCAACCCCACCCCAACAUUUUCAGCCCCCACAACCCUCAGUUCCUCCACCUCCACUGCCCCCUGUUCUUCAGCAGCCAGGAAUUAUGGAAUCUGAGGAAGAGGAGGAGGAAGAUGAUGAUGACAGUGAUUCCUGCGAACCUGGGCAGCUUGAAAUGGAUUUGGGACGGCCAGAGUCAGAUAGUGGCUCAGAGCGUGACACCUCAGAAGAUGAAGCAGCAGAAGCUGACAACUCAAUCCGUGUUAACUCAGCCAGACAGGUUGAAACAACUACAACACGAUUACUUGAAGAGAAACCAGAGACGACAUGA
This is a messenger RNA of Acanthosepion pharaonis, 4227 nucleotides long. NCBI's taxonomy places the organism in Eukaryota, Metazoa, Mollusca, Cephalopoda, Sepiida, Sepiidae. The record is from the annotation of a GenBank genome assembly.